This is a messenger RNA of Mustela lutreola (European mink), 2311 nucleotides long. It is a transcript of the gene POMK, whose product is annotated as protein O-mannose kinase. Gene Ontology annotation, biological process: carbohydrate phosphorylation; protein phosphorylation; protein O-linked glycosylation. NCBI's taxonomy places the organism in Eukaryota, Metazoa, Chordata, Mammalia, Carnivora, Mustelidae. The transcript is spliced from 5 exons. Bases 869 to 1921 code for a protein of 350 amino acids. Gene Ontology annotation, cellular component: endoplasmic reticulum membrane. The record is from RefSeq and is a predicted model, not a curated record. Gene Ontology annotation, molecular function: ATP binding; carbohydrate kinase activity; protein kinase activity.
GCGGCUGGCGUCGAGGUGUGGCGGCGAGGCUCCGCGCGAGGGAGCGCGGGGUAGCGGCGGGCGGGGGCCGAGGGCGGCUGCGGAGGGUGCCUGGGCUUCCUGCGGGGUCUGUCCUUGUCCGGAGGCCGCCUCGGCCCCUCCGCGUCGCGCCUCCCGGCCCGGCUGUACCUUGGCGCGGCGGGCCCGCCCCGGGCUUCGGCUCCGUCCCUCCGGCGGCCGCUGCGCUCGGCGGCUCCGUCCCUCCGGCGGCCGCUGCGCUCGGCGGCUCCGUCCCUCCGGCGGCCGCUGCGCUCGGCGGCUCCGUCCCUCCGGCGGCCGCUGCGCUCGGCCCUGUAGUGCCGCAGCCGCGCGCCGCCUCCCGGCGCGGGCCUCCGUGGUGCGGGUCGUCCUGGGCCUCGGUUCGUGACGGCUCAGCGGGGCGGAGCGGCCUUGUCUCCGUCCUUUUUGCUGUGACCGUAGCAGCUUAAGGCUAAGUAAGCGUCCGAGUUGUUUGAAACAAUUACUGUGAAGCGCCGUGUGUCCUGGUGGCAAGAUGGGAUUCUGUUCUAAAUUGCACUGGGUGGCACCCGUCCGCUCCUUCUCUGCUUGAAUCGAAUACUCCGUAAAUCGGAAAGAAUAGAUUUUCUAUUUGCUGUGUGGAGAAUGGACUGGAAAAGAGAAGGAAGUGGGAGUUCGUGCAGGAAGCUGUUGCAGAAGCCCAGAGUUGCAGUUUUCCUUCAGCAAACCUCUUUUUUGGUACUUCGUGGCAGAAUGUUUUCAAACCCAUGCCUGGGACCAACCAGGACACUGAGUGACCCAGGUGUCUGGGUGGAGGCCUGAGCAGGGAGAACGAAGGCGCUCCUGGAAGGAACCUGCAGAGGAUAGCAGCAUGGACGGGAAAGCCCAGGACAGCAGCAGAAGCCUUCCCCGCAGAGCAGUGCCCCCAGCCGUGGGGCUGCUGCUCUCUAUGGCUCUCAUGAAUGCUCUCCUCUACCUCUGCCUUGACUGGUUUUUCAUCGCCCCUCCCCACUCCACUCCGGGCUCCACCUACUGUCCCCACGGACAUUUCAGAAUGGGACAGAUGAAAAACUGUUCACCGUGGCUGUCCUGUGAGGAGCUGAGGACAGAAGUGAGGCAGCUGAAGCGUGUUGGGGAAGGAGCCGUGAAGAGAGUCUUUCUGUCUGAGUGGAAGGAGCGCAAAGUGGCGCUCUCACGGCUCUCCCAGCUGGAGAUGAAAGAGGAUUUCUUGCACGGGCUGGAGAUGCUGAAAGGUCUACAGAGUAAAUACGUGGUCACCCUGCUCGGCUUCUGUGAGGACGACAACACUAUCCUUACUGAAUAUCACCCCUUGGGCUCCUUGAGCAAUCUGGAAGCAACGCUGAACCUUUCCAAGUACCAGAACGUGAACACGUGGCAGCGCAGGCUACAACUGGCUGUGGACUACGUCAGCAUCAUCAACUACUUGCACCACAGCCCCCUGGGCACACGCGUCAUGUGCGACUCCAACGACCUGCCCAAGACGCUGUCACAGUAUCUGCUGACCAGUAACUUCAGCCUCGUGGUGAAUGACCUGGACGCCUUGCCCCUGGUGAACCACAGCUCCGGGACGUUGGUGAAGUGUGGCCACCGGGAGCUGCAUGGGGACUUCGUGGCUCCAGAGCAGCUGUGGCCCUAUGGGGAAGACACGCCUUUUGACGAUGACCUCAUGCCCUCCUAUGACGAGAAGAUCGACAUCUGGAAGAUUCCAGAUGUCUCUAGCUUCCUUUUGGGGCAUGUUGAAGGGAGCGAUAUGGUCCGGUUUCAUUUGUUUGAUAUUCAUAAAGCCUGUAAGAGCCAGACGCCUGCAGAACGACCGACAGCUCAGGAUAUUCUAGACAUUUACAAGAAGGUUUUGAAUUUACUCAGAGAUACCAUGGUGUCCCAGACAAGAGAAAUGCUCUAGAAACCCAUCCUGUCAGUGAAGGAUGGGAACAAAUGGAAGAGAUGCAGCAAAUCUUGCUCUGAUGGUGAGGGUUUUGCUGUUCAGCUGUGUGGUCCUUCCUCUGCGUCCAUGUGCACCCGUGAGUGGCGUUCACCCCCCGGGGACCAGGGCAGAAGUUGCUGCAGGCACACUGGGUUUGACUGAAGUCCGGCCUCCCUCUCUCAUGCUGAUCACUCCCAGUGGAAGACGAGAGAAGCAGGAGUCUAGCCACAGCAGAAGAAAGUAACAAAUUAGCCACAAAGAGGCUUCCCUUGCCCUAAUUACUGAAUCUGGAGGAGUGUAAGAAAUGUAUAUAGAAAAGGUUUUUAAAUGGAAAGAUAUGAAAGAAACAUGCAGUGGUUUUCCAAAGAA